AUGACGGAAAAAACAGCAACAGAGGCAUCCAACGAUUUCUUUUUAGAGUUUAGAACAAGACGAAAAGCUAUUGAUGACGAGAUUUCGCAAUCUGCAGAUUUGCAUAAAAACAAUCUAACGCAACAUUUUACCAGUAUUCUAAAGCAAAUAAAUGAUCUCGAGAAAGAUUUAACAAAAGCAACAGAAUAUAUACCCUCUUACGAUGAACGGCAAUUCUCGCUGCAAUUGAAAGAAUUGAGUGAUAGAUUAGAAACAACCAAAACAGCACUGACACCAAAACCAAAGUUUUCGUUCAAAUCGCGUAAAAAAAUGACGACUGGGGAUAACGACAAGACGACAACUACAGUCUCUAUACCAUCAAAAACAAUGGUACCUGAAGGGGAUCAAGUUUUGACAGAUGCAACCGUAUUUAUUAAAGAUAAAGCAGAGCAAGUCAUAUGUAUAAAGGACCACUUACAAAGAGAUAAAGAACGAAAAAGUAUGGAUAUUCUUUUAUCUGGUCUCAACAACUGUAUUAUUGAUUUGGAAGACGAAUUGGUGCAGAUAUCAGCCAUCCAUGUCAAAAACCUACAUCGGUGUCUGCUGUAUUGUGGCAAUAUUCAAGGUUCAAUACUUAUUUACGGUUUAACAGAUUCAAUAGUGUAUGCAGGCUGUCAUCAGUUGCGAAUCCAUGAAGCUCACAAAGUGGAUAUGGUACUGCAUGUCACUAGUCGUCCGAUUAUAGAGGAUUCAGAUGGAAUUCAAGUAGGCUGUUGGAAUUUAGAGACGAAUCAACAAAAUCUGUAUGAUAAAGUAGAAGACUUUAAUUGGUUGAAAAAGCAGGCAUCUCCAAAUUGGCGAUUGAUGGAUUGUGAUAGACGGAAACUUUUAGCUGAUUUAAACGAAACAAAGCAUGACAAGGAAAAGCUGUUGACGGUGUUACAGGAGUUAUUACCUAAAGGCUCAACAGGAGAGGUACAUAGUCCAUGA
Molecule: messenger RNA, 969 nt
Organism: Mycotypha africana
Lineage: Eukaryota; Fungi; Mucoromycota; Mucoromycetes; Mucorales; Mycotyphaceae
Product: tubulin binding cofactor C-domain-containing protein
Exons: 4
Coding region: 1-969 (322 amino acids)
Biological process (GO): tubulin complex assembly; post-chaperonin tubulin folding pathway
Cellular component (GO): cytoplasm
Molecular function (GO): tubulin binding
Source: RefSeq, a predicted model, not a curated record